Molecule: messenger RNA, 5020 nt
Organism: Grus americana (Whooping crane)
Lineage: Eukaryota; Metazoa; Chordata; Aves; Gruiformes; Gruidae
Gene: MYO3B
Product: myosin IIIB
Exons: 38
Coding region: 188-4273 (1361 amino acids)
Biological process (GO): protein phosphorylation
Cellular component (GO): myosin complex
Molecular function (GO): cytoskeletal motor activity; protein kinase activity; ATP binding
Source: RefSeq, a predicted model, not a curated record
AUUCUAGUGAUCUAACCCACGGAAAUACAAGAGGAGAAAGUGAGAAGAGAGGAGAGCCUAUGGAUCAGCAACAGAAAAGAAGAAGGGGAAAAACAAGCCUUGUACAAACCCUGAGCAUAACUGGCCAGGUUUAUUGCUCAGAGAGACAGUACCUUUAGCUGAGUCCAGCAUAUGGCCAACAGGAGCUAUGUCAGCAGCUGAGAACACAGCAAGUCCUGAAGCAAACUGGAUUAGGAAGCCAUUGUAUGGAUUGUUUCAAUAUAAUUCCAGUAUGAUCGGACUAGAAUCAUUAGCCGAUCCCUCAGAUACCUGGGAAAUUAUAGAGACUAUUGGGAAAGGCACUUACGGUAAAGUCUACAAGGUUGCCAAUAAGAAAGAUGGGAGUUUGGCAGCAGUAAAGAUUCUGGAUCCUAUCAGUGAUGUAGAUGAAGAAAUUGAAGCAGAAUAUAAUAUUUUGCAGUUUCUUCCCAAUCAUCCUAAUGUUGUUAGAUUUUAUGGCAUGUUUUACAAAGCAGAUCAAUAUGUGGGAGGACAGCUCUGGCUAGUACUUGAGCUGUGCAAUGGAGGUUCUGUCACAGAGCUUGUCAAAGGCCUGCUGAAGUGUGGCCAACAGUUGGAUGAAGCUAUAAUCUCAUACAUCUUAUAUGGUGCUCUCUUGGGCCUUCAGCAUUUACACAAUAACCGGAUCAUUCAUCGUGAUGUGAAAGGGAACAACAUUCUCCUGACAACAGAAGGUGGAGUCAAGCUCGUUGACUUUGGUGUUUCAGCCCAGCUCACCAGCACACGGCUGCGUAGAAACACAUCAGUGGGAACACCCUUUUGGAUGGCACCUGAGGUCAUUGCUUGUGAACAACAGUAUGACUACUCAUAUGAUGCUCGAUGUGACGUAUGGUCCUUGGGAAUAACAGCUAUUGAACUGGGGGAUGGAGACCCUCCUUUAUUUGACAUGCAUCCGGUGAAAACCCUUUUUAAAAUUCCAAGAAAUCCUCCUCCUACUUUGCUACAUCCUGAAAAAUGGUGCAGAGGAUUCAACCAUUUCAUUUCACAGUGCCUUAUAAAGGAUUUUGAAAAGCGUCCUUCAGUCACCCAUCUUUUGGAGCAUCCGUUUAUUAAACAAGUACAUGGUAAAGAUAUGUCUCUGCAAAAACAGCUGGCUGAGCUCAUCCAAGAACAGCAGCAGAUAGGCUCCACAGCCAAAACAAGGCAUGAACGAAUCCAUACUAGAAGACCUUACCAUGUGGAUGGAGCUGACAAGUACUCUCUAGAUGAUGACCUGGUAAAUCUAGAAGUUCUAGAUGAGGAUACAAUUAUCCAUCAGUUGCAGAAACGCUAUGCUGACUUACAAAUUUAUACUUAUGUUGGAGACAUUUUAAUAGCCUUAAACCCCUUCCAGAAUCUCAGCAUUUAUUCUCCCCAGUUCUCCAAGCUUUACCAUGGUGUGAAGCGUUCAUCAAAUCCCCCCCACAUAUUUGCCUCUGCUGAUGCUGCCUACCAAAGUAUGGUUACGUUCAGCAAAGAUCAGUGUAUUAUCAUCAGUGGGGAAAGUGGUGCUGGAAAGACAGAAAGUGCCCAUCUGAUCGUCCAACAUUUGACCUUCUUGGGAAAGGCCAAUAACCGUGCUUUACGUGAGAAAAUUCUUCAAGUGAAUCCUCUGGUUGAAGCAUUUGGUAAUGCCUGCACUGCCAUCAAUGACAACUCCAGUCGAUUUGGAAAGUAUCUGGAAAUGAUGUUUACGCCCACGGGAGCUGUAAUGGGGGCAAAGAUUUCUGAAUAUCUACUUGAAAAAUCAAGGGUCAUAAAACAGGCUGUGGGAGAGAAAAAUUUCCAUAUAUUUUAUUAUAUUUAUGCUGGCCUUUAUCAUCAGAAGAAACUUUCUGAAUAUAGACUUCCUGAUAAAAAGCCUCCUAGAUAUAUUGAUAAUGAAACUGGAAGAGUAAUGCAUGAUAUUGUCACUAAAGAUUCCUAUGGAAGACAAUUUGAAGCGAUUCAGCAUUGCUUUAGAAUUAUAGGAUUCACUGACGAGGAAGUGUACUCAGUGUACAGAAUUCUGACUGGAAUCUUAAAUACUGGAAAUAUUGAGUUUGCUGCCAUUUCUUCACAACACCAAACAGAUAAAAGUGAGGUUCCCAACCCAGAAGCCUUAGAUAAUGCUGCUGCACUGCUAAGUAUUGGGUCAGAAGAGCUUCAGGAGGCCCUAACCUCCCACUGUGUUGUAACACGAGGGGAGACUAUUAUCCGAACAAACACCGUGGACAAAGCAGCUGACGUGCGAGAUGCCAUGUCUAAAGCACUUUAUGGCCGGCUCUUCAGCUGGAUCGUAAAUCGUAUUAAUACGCUGCUUCAGCCAGAUAAAAAUAUAUGCAAUGCUGAAAACAGGAUGAAUGUUGGGAUACUAGACAUAUUCGGAUUUGAGAACUUUGCAAGAAAUUCCUUUGAACAACUGUGCAUAAAUAUUGCUAAUGAACAGAUCCAGUUUUAUUUCAAUCAACAUAUCUUUGCACUUGAGCAGAUGGAAUAUCAGAGUGAGGGAAUUGAUGCUACCACAGUGGACUAUGAGGACAACCGUCCACUUCUAGAUAUGUUCCUCCAGAAACCCAUGGGUCUCCUGUCUCUACUAGAUGAAGAAAGUCGAUUUCCUCAGGCAACAGACCUAACUUUAGUUGAUAAAUUUGAAGAUAACUUGCGAUGCAAAUACUUUUGGAGACCAAAAGGAGUAGAACUCUCAUUUGGUAUUCAGCACUAUGCUGGAAAGGUAUUGUAUGAUGCCUCUGCAUUCCUUGAGAAGAACAGAGACACUCUUCCUGCUGACGUAGUGGUGGUGUUGCGAACAUCAGAGAACAAACUUCUUCAGCAGCUGUUCUCUAGCCCAUUAACAAAAACAGGUAACUUGGCGCAGGCAAGAGCCAGAGUGACAGCAGCAUCUAGGUCUUUGCCUCCACAGCUUAGUGCUGGGCGCAUCAAGGUUGACACGAUGGAGGUUAUGCGACACCCUGAGGAAACAACUAACAUGAAGCGGCAAACUAUGGCUUCCUAUUUUAGGUAUUCCCUCAUGGAUCUUUUAUCCAAAAUGGUUGUUGGACAGCCUCACUUUAUCCGCUGCAUUAAACCUAACGAUGAUCGAGAAGCACUGACAUUUUCUCAUGAGAGAGUUCUACUACAGCUACGAUACACUGGAAUUCUGGAAACUGUCAAAAUACGUCAAAAAGGGUAUUCUCAUCGCAUCCUCUUUGAAGAGUUUGUGAAAAGGUAUUAUUACCUUGCAUUCAAGGCACAUGAGACUCCCCUUGGUAGCAGAGAAAACUGUCUUGCCAUUUUGGAGAAAUCUAAACUAGACAACUGGAUUCUUGGGAAAACCAAGUGCACAAAGGAAAACAAGGAGAAUUUUCCUGCUCAAGACCCAGAUGAAGUAUAUGUUUUUCUAAAGUAUUACCAUAUAGAGCAGUUAAAUUUGUUCCUGCGAGAAGUUAUAGGGAGAGUGGUGGUCAUGCAAGCCUAUAUCAAGGGAUGGCUUGGAGCAAGGAGGUACAAGAAAGUCAAAGAGAAAAGAGAAAAUAGUGCUGUUACCAUACAGUCAGCCUGGAGAGGAUAUGAAGCUCGCAGGAAGUACAAGGAAAUAAGGAACAGAAGAACUGAUGCAGCUAUACAUAUUCAAGCAGCUUUCAGGGGAUAUAUUGUUCGUAAAAACUGCACAAGAUUGAAAAACAGCACUGGCUUUGUAGCAGAUCCCCAGCUUACGAGCAGCUGCUCUGCUUCUGAUUUUGACUGUGAAGAGCACUGGCAGCAAACCAGUAACCAGUCUUCUCCUGUGGUGCCUGAUUUUCUUGACAAACAAACAAAAAAGCAUUCUUUAUUCCAGAAGGAUUUGGAUGAGAUUUCUGCUUCUCCAUUUAUUCAAAAACACUCAUUUGAAAUGAAUGAUUCACAAUCAAUUAGCCAAUCCCAGUCAGUUGCAGAUCAUCAAUUAUCAAGUCCCUUGAGAUCCCACAAAAAAGGAGGUUCAGAAAACUGUCUUGAACAGAAGCUGAGAACACCUCGUCGACGAUGUCAGCAGCCCAAAAUGCUGAAUAGCCCUGAGGACAACAUGUACUAUAACCAGUUAAAUGGAACUCUAGAAUAUCAAGGGAGCAAGAGGAAGCCAAGAAAACUUGGCCAAAUCAAAGUGCUGGAUGGAGAGGAUGAGUAUUACAAAUCAUUGUCAGCUGUUGAAUCUAUCCCUGAAGAUGACAGCUUUCUCAGUUCCCCAUCUCCUCCUUCUUCAAGAGGUUUACCCUGACCUGUGCUAACACACCUUCUUCCUUGUGGAGGUGCAGUUCACACCUGUUCCUUAAGCUACAGAAUUUCUUACUAUCAAGGUUCACCAGCACCGUCUUUUUGACUACGGGACAAGGAACAAUGGCAUGGGAAAUGAGAUCCAAGUGCAGUCAGGGCAUCCUUAAGCCAGAAUAGGAUUUGAAAGGAGAAAAGGUAAUGAAAUAGAUAGUUCAGCAAAAGGCUUGUCUCUUCUAAUAAAUACAGAAAUUAAGUCAGGCAGGGCAGAUGAGGAUGAGAGAAGGAUUCCGCUGUUCCAGGAAGAACAAUCCUUCACUCAUUCUUCACCCAAAAUGUGACAGAAGGUUGAAACUAAACAUUAAAUUCCUGCCAGAGAUUGAAGUCCUUCAGUUCACUCGUCAUUCUCCUCUGCUCUACAUCUGGGCGUGGACUUCAGAGUCUUUAAAAUUUAGGAGCUCCUUUAACAACAGCGAAUUGACGAGUAGCUGCAGAUGAAGUAAUGAUAUUAGAAAAUGCAGUGCAAACAUGAAUGCAAUGGAUAUGAAUGCAUGUGUGCAGAUCAGUUUCUCUACAUUUUGUCAAAGUGUAACAAGAAUAAGUAUUUGUUAUGGUACCUCAUAAAAAAUAACGUAUAACUUUUUUUUUUCUAUGCAAUGUAUAAAUUCUCCAUUAAUUUGUAACAUAUAUCUGGAUUGAAAAUAACAUUAUUUUAAAAGAGUCAAAUUACUUACUCUAUUCUUAUAUUGGUAUA